Molecule: messenger RNA, 330 nt
Organism: Protopolystoma xenopodis
Lineage: Eukaryota; Metazoa; Platyhelminthes; Monogenea; Polystomatidea; Polystomatidae
Source: the annotation of a GenBank genome assembly
AUGCCACAGUUCGGACAAUUGCUCAAACCAAACACACACACACAUACAUACAUACACACAAGGAGGAAAGUACAACAAGCAGUGCGUGUCAACGAAGAUGGCCACAGUGGCAAAGGCAGACGUCGACGGACGUUGAUGGCCUGCGACGAAGUCGCGCGGACGCUGCGAAUGUGUCGCCUCAAGACGACCGGAAAUGCUGAAGCCACCUCGAGUCUGGCUUUUCGUCUGCGUCGUUUGAGUCGUCUGCGUCGUCUGCGUCGUCUGCGUCGUCUGCGUCGUCUGCGUCGUCUGCGUCGUCUGCGUCGUCUGCGUCGUCCGCCCACGAAUUAG